Messenger RNA from Fusarium subglutinans, 1095 nucleotides. RefSeq lists its product as uncharacterized. The transcript has a single exon. Bases 1 to 1095 code for a protein of 364 amino acids. Lineage: Eukaryota; Fungi; Ascomycota; Sordariomycetes; Hypocreales; Nectriaceae. The record is from RefSeq and is a predicted model, not a curated record.
AUGUACCCCCAUCAACUCGACUGUCAACAACAGGCCUUGCCAGUGGAAUUACCAGUUGAAACAGUCCCUCAUCACGAUUACAUGUACCAGCCGAGCAAUCGUACUUACCUUCCACAAAUACUACCCUCGCCUCCCAUGGGAAGACCAACACUUUCUCCAUCACGCCCCAUUCUCAUCCCCUCAACGUCAAUCACAGGCUCACUGGAAGUAACUCCCCCAUACCACCGAGCUUACCCUCUCAUCCUCAGCUCAUACGGCAUCUCUUCAAAAGAUUUUAUGGCCAUCAUCGAUGCUCUCAACAUCGCUCUCGCCGAGCCAGCGCCAUUCAAAGCAAUGGAGGUCGCAGGCGAUGGUCUCGGUUUCGUCCCUAACGAGAUAGCCCAAGGCGUUUCUUUGGGCCUUGGACUGGCUGCAGGUACUGGAACUGCUGCUACAGCAUAUUUUCGAGAGAGAAGGGUACUUGAGAGAGUGAAUCGCGAUAUCUUCGCACCAAAAGGCUUAGUGAUGAGGACCAUGAAGGAUGAGGAAGUGAUGCAGCAACUCAACACUACGGCCAAGAGUCUCGAUCCACUACAACGACUACAAGAAAUCUCACCACAUGUAGAAGCCUUGUCUUUCGACGUAGAGCCACCGGUCAGACACUCCAAUAUGCUGGAUCGCAUCAGCGCCAAACAAGCUGCCGUCACACAAGCCAGCAAGGAGAAGAAAAAACACAAGAAGCAAGAAAAACGUCUUCAGAAGCGCGAAAAGGCAGCUGAUAAGUUUGAUCGCUCUGUUGAGUCUAUCGAUGAGCAGUAUAACUCCGACGUUGAAAGCCGGAUUGAGAUUGAGGCUAAGAUCGCGAGGUUGGAGGAUAGGAUCGCAGAGAUCAACGUCAAAGCAGAGGAGAGACUGAUUGAGUCAAGUGAGAAGAAGGUUAGCGAGAUUGAAAGGAGACGAAGAAAGGAUUUGGAAGAAGUUGAGAAGGAUCGAGCAAGGUUGAUAGAGAAACAUGGCAAGGCGAUCGCCAAGGUGAAUAAGAAGGCUGAGAAGAAGGAUGAGAAAGACGAGAAGAAGGUGGCCAAAUUGGAAUGGAUCAUGAUUCGAACUAUGUAG